Filobasidium floriforme is the source of this 1277-nucleotide messenger RNA. Its product is annotated as proteasome complex subunit Rpn13 ubiquitin receptor-domain-containing protein. Lineage: Eukaryota; Fungi; Basidiomycota; Tremellomycetes; Filobasidiales; Filobasidiaceae. Gene Ontology annotation, molecular function: proteasome binding; endopeptidase activator activity; ubiquitin binding. The coding region runs from base 58 to 1089 and encodes 343 amino acids. The transcript is spliced from 6 exons. The record is from RefSeq and is a predicted model, not a curated record. Gene Ontology annotation, biological process: ubiquitin-dependent protein catabolic process. Gene Ontology annotation, cellular component: cytoplasm; proteasome regulatory particle, lid subcomplex; nucleus.
CCCAGGCUGAACGAUCGCUAGAAUCCAGACCAAAUACAGAAUCGAUAAUCCAAAAUCAUGGCCAUCAUCUCGAUCAAAGCCGGAAGAUGCAAGCGAAGGGGCGAGACCAACUGGGUGGACCCUCAGCCCGCAAAGGGACGCAUCGAAAUUCAGGAAGCGGAUGGUCUCCUUACGUUUUACUGGAAGAGCAGAGAAGGCGGAAGUAUGGCUGAGGACGAUGAGCUUAUCAUCUUCCCUGGAGACUGUACAUUCGAGAAGGUCGAUUCAGAUCUGUCAGGAAGGACCCAUGUGUUGAAGUUUUCGAGCUCGGACAGUCGGGAUUUUUUCUGGUUCCAGGAGGCUUCUACAUCUAGGGACGAGACGGACGCAUUCAAUAUUAAUUCGCUAUUGCAAGACCCGAACUUUGCUCCCAUUCCUUACCUUGACGAUCCCGCUCCUGAUGCUGGUCUUGCCAAGGCGGCUGGGAGUGCCAUGUCCGCUCUCCCACCUCAAACUCCCGCCCACUCCCUGACGACCUCCUCGAAUCCCGUCAUGCCCGAGGCCCCCCGCCCGCAACGUAUCGCUGACUUUCAAGGUCGAGCAAGCGAUACCGUACCCGCUACUCCUGGACCGAGUGGUACAGCUGCUACAGCGGCUUCCGCUCAGCCAGAUCAGCCUUUCAGUCAAGAGCAGAUUAGCGCUUUGGCGAGGAUGCUGCAGCAGAGCGUGCAAAACGCUGGAGCCGAACAGGUUCACGAAGACGCCCACUUGACCGACAUUCUUACUCCAGCAAACCUCAUUCCCAUUCUCACUUCAUCGCCAAAUUUCAUCCACUCAUUGAUCCCCCAUCUCCCCUCGGACCUUCCUCUUUCCUCUCCUCCCACCCAAUCUGAGAUCCAAUCCAUUAUCGCGUCGGCUCAAUGGUCAGAAGCCGUUAGUGGGUUCGACGCCGCUUUGCGAACCGGUGCGCUUACGGGCACCAUGGGCAGUCUUGGCAUGAGCGAGCGGGCCGGUCGAGGGGUUGGAGAGUUCUUGGAAGAAGUCAUCAGGAAAGGCAAGGAAGACGAUGAUGCAGCGGGGCAGGGUGGUGACAAGAUGGAUACCGAUUGAAGCGGCUAUACGAGUGAUCGCUGUCCUAUUUUACGAUGACCUGUUUGUAGCAUGCAUGGUUGUGUAUAUAUUGUGUUGUGAUUCGGUACCAUAUACGAUCUUCCGGAUGAUGGACGGAAACCUAGCAGAAGACUUGUUUCAAGCGUUCCACAAGUGGACUGACUGAGGCCUUGGCUUCCUCAGAAGUC